GGGGCGAGCGCGGCGAACCUGGGAAGCGGAUCUGACCGCGCAGUUCGCACCAUCAGGUCUGGGCGGGCCCAGAGAGGGACCCCCAGCCGCUGUCCCCAUGGGGAUGUGUUUUCCCUGUCCGGGGGAGACCGCGCCUCCCUCGCCGGACCUGGAAGAGAAAAGAGCAAAGCUUGCAGAAGCUGCAGAGAGAAGACAAAAGGAGGCUGCAUCUCGGGGCAUUUUGGAUGUUCGGUCUGUGGAAGAAAAGAGAAAGAAAAAAGAAAAAAUAGAAAAACAAAUUGCUGCGUCUGGGCCUCCACCAGAAGGUGGACUUAGGUGGACAGUUUCAUAAGCGUAACAUGAGUGGAAAAGUCUACUGCCAGUAACUAAUAUCUGCAAUCAAGUGGACGUCCUCAGCUUAAUUUCUUCUCUGAAUAAAUGAAGUAAUUUAUUGUAAUUGUAGUGCCAUUAAAUGCAGUCAGUGCUUUUCCAGUAUUGAUAGACUGAAACUGCUCUUGAUUUUCAAACUUAGAAAAUGGCCAGACCCUUCAUCAAAUACUUAUUUUCUUAAAUUUGCUCUUCUGCAGGUAGUGGGUGAUUUGCCAUUUUUUAGUAGUUAAAACUUGGACCUAAAUAGUGAAUGUAUAUAUAUAUAUAUAUAUAUCGCAUGCAAAACAGCUGCAUACGUCUCAGACAUUAAAGUUUGCCGUUGUA
Molecule: messenger RNA, 693 nt
Organism: Hyaena hyaena (striped hyena)
Lineage: Eukaryota; Metazoa; Chordata; Mammalia; Carnivora; Hyaenidae
Gene: SVIP
Product: small VCP interacting protein
Exons: 4
Coding region: 98-331 (77 amino acids)
Biological process (GO): positive regulation of autophagy; negative regulation of retrograde protein transport, ER to cytosol; negative regulation of VCP-NPL4-UFD1 AAA ATPase complex assembly
Cellular component (GO): endoplasmic reticulum membrane
Source: RefSeq, a predicted model, not a curated record